UGCAAUAUAAAUAAUAAUCAGUUUUGGGUUUUUAAACUGCAUUCCUCUAUCCAAAGGGUUGUUUGGUUUCUAAUCUGCUCACUACUAUGACUACUUCAAGGCGCCUAGCAGACAGGAAAGUCGCGAGGUUUCAAAGGAACAUUGCAAAGAGAGGAUCUGAAAACAAGAAAGGAAAUGCCUACCCUGUUGGCCCAAUUGUUCUUGGGUUCUUCGUCUUUGUAGUUGUUGGAUCAUCUCUGUUUCAGAUCAUUAGGACCGCUACAAGUCGUGGGAUGGCAUAAGGAAGGAGGAAUGUUUAUGAAAUGUUAUGUAUAACAAAUAGG
Molecule: messenger RNA, 323 nt
Organism: Gastrolobium bilobum
Lineage: Eukaryota; Viridiplantae; Streptophyta; Magnoliopsida; Fabales; Fabaceae
Exons: 3
Coding region: 87-281 (64 amino acids)
Biological process (GO): endoplasmic reticulum unfolded protein response
Cellular component (GO): endoplasmic reticulum
Source: RefSeq, a predicted model, not a curated record